Molecule: messenger RNA, 1607 nt
Organism: Dendronephthya gigantea
Lineage: Eukaryota; Metazoa; Cnidaria; Anthozoa; Malacalcyonacea; Nephtheidae
Product: ATP-dependent (S)-NAD(P)H-hydrate dehydratase-like
Exons: 9
Coding region: 11-1018 (335 amino acids)
Biological process (GO): metabolite repair
Molecular function (GO): ATP-dependent NAD(P)H-hydrate dehydratase activity
Source: RefSeq, a predicted model, not a curated record
AGAAAGGACUAUGUUUUGUGGCCGAAGACUUACAGCAUUAUGCCUGAAAAACCAAAGGCAUAUUUGUUAUAGAGUUAGUUCUAAUUCAAAGCUCCUCACAAAUAUGGAAACGGUAAAUGUUUUCGAAGCAAUAAAGCAAGCGAUUCCACCCUUAGUUGAAUCAAAAUACAAGGGACAAGCAGGGCGUAUUGGUGUUAUUGGAGGCUCAAAAGAGUACACAGGUGCACCAUACUUUGCUGCAAUUUCAGCUUUGAAAGUGGGUUGCGACCUGUCACACGUGUUUUGCACCUCAGAAGCUUCUCAAGUUAUCAAAUCGUACAGCCCUGAACUUAUCGUCCAUCCUCUUUUGGAUGAAGUUGACGCGUUGGACGAGUUUGUAAAUUGGUUACCUCGGUUGCAUACCCUAGUCGUUGGACCUGGUUUAGGAAGAAAUUCUCGCAUUCUUUCUGUAGCGAAGAACAUUGUGAUGAAAGCCAGAGAUGAAGGAAAGCAACUGGUGAUUGACGCUGAUGGCCUAUGGCUUAUUACAACUGAACCUGAUAUUAUAAGUGGAUAUACGUCGUCCGUGCUCACCCCGAACGCCAUGGAAUUUAUUCGUUUGUAUAAAAAAAUGAUUGGAGUUGAGUUGCAGGUAUCAAAUAUUACCCCUGACCAUGUAAAACAGCUUGCAAUGGCUCUUGGUGGUGUCACAAUCAACGCAAAAGGACGACAUGACAUUAUUUCAGAUGGCGAAAAAGUUUUAACGUGUGAAUUGGAAGGAAGUUUAAGACGUUGUGGAGGGCAAGGUGACCUUUUGUCUGGUUCUUUGGGAACAUUUUUAUAUUGGACGUACAAGCACGGCUUGGAACAGAAUCAAACUGAAGGUCACCUAUUAAAGGCAACGUUAUCAGCAGCAUUUGCAGCUUGCUGCCUAACAAGAAGAUGUUCAUAUCUUGCCUUUGAAAAAAAGAAUCGUCAUAUGACUACAUCAGACAUGAUAGAAGAAAUACCUGAAGCUUUUAAACAGUUGUUUUCGUAAUAAAAAGUAUGCUUGGCGCUAAAAUGUAAACAAUAAACAUUCCUUUAUUGUGUAAAUAAUUGUAUACUCUAUAAUUAAGCAAUGCAUUCUCAAUAGUUAUGUCAAAAUAACAAAAACUACUCCGUCUGUUAGCCUACACUGGUGAAUGCAAGAAGCAAGGAUUCUAUGGAAUAAAAAGGGAAUAAUGUAAUUAUUGAUAGUUUGAAUUAUCAUGAAUACCUGAGUAGUUAUCUAUUACGUAUCCGAUUGAACACUGAAACAGUAUUGAAUGUCUGGUGACAUUAUUGGAAACUGGUUCCUAGGAGAUUUUCUGAAAAUGGUUUAAUUGGUUUUAUUCAUAAAGACUGGUCCAACCGUAACAAUUAUGAAGUUGUGUGGUAUGAUGAUUGAGAUAAUUAGAGACCAUUUCAUCUUUCUGUAAUUAAAUUUUUCUAUUUGAUAACAGUUUGCUCCUAUGUACAAUAUUUUGUGAUCAUGGUAUCAUUGGUAUGAUAAUGCAUGCAUUGUAAAAUAUAAACGUGUCAUCAGGUGCUUCAUCAUCAAGGUGCUUCAUGAUUAUAUACGUCGUGUUCAAAAUAAAAUUUAGGCA